Labeo rohita (rohu) is the source of this 3548-nucleotide messenger RNA. RefSeq names its product GTPase IMAP family member 7-like. The record is from RefSeq and is a predicted model, not a curated record. NCBI's taxonomy places the organism in Eukaryota, Metazoa, Chordata, Actinopteri, Cypriniformes, Cyprinidae. The coding region runs from base 25 to 933 and encodes 302 amino acids. The transcript has 2 exons. Gene Ontology annotation, molecular function: GTP binding.
CUGACAUUAUCAACAGACAGGAUCAUGAAACAGACAAAGAUCAUCCUUAUUGGGAAAACAGGAGAUGGCAAAAGCAGUACAGGGAAUACAAUUCUCAGGAAAAAAGUAUUUACCCCUAAAGCUUCAGCUAACACUGUUACAACUGAAUCUGUUGCAAGGGAUGGGAUGGUCGAAGGAAGAAAAAUCAGAGUGAUUGACACACCUGGAUUCUUUGACACAGAUUGUGAUGAUAUGAAGAUAAAAUCUGAAAUCGUGAAAGCUCUGAUUGAAUGCUCCCCAGGCAUUGAUGCCUUUGUCCUGGUCCUAAAGGUCGGAAGAUACACAAGACAUGAAAACGAGGUGUUUCAGCAAUUUCUCAACACACUGAAAGAAGACGCUUUAAAACACACAGUGAUCUUGUUCACAUUUGGUGAGCAACUAGAAGGCCAAACCAUUAAAGAAUUUGUGAAGGCCAACUCACAACUACAGAAGCUAGUUGAUAAAUGUGGAGGUCGCUGUCACGUCAUUGACAACAAAUACUGGAAUAACUGUCAUUCAGGAGACAACAGCAACAGGGUUCAGGUUAAAAAUCUGAUGGAGACCAUCGACAAGAUGGUGGAAGACAAUGGCUGUUACAGCAAUGAGCUGCUUCAGAUGGUGGAGGAAGAAAUUCGAGAGGAGAUGAAGAUAAAUGAGGACAACUUGCCUCAAGAAGAGAAACGAGAAAAAGCAAAGGAAAUUGUUCAUAAAAAAAUAAUGGAGCAAGUUGCAGGAGCAGCAACAGGAGUGCUGAUUGGUGCUCUUCUGGGCUUAGGUGUUGCAUUAGUUAGGGGCCAAGCACCGAAGGUGCGGUGGCACCUAUUGUAUCCGUUAGCGUAUUCUUCUUCUUCCGCCGCAAGUCUAUGGCAGCCCAUAGAACCGCUUGCGGGAAAGUUGUAUAAUUUUGCACACUGAUAGAGGACAGUCCCAACAUUAACCAUAGCAAGUUUGGAGUCUCUAACUCAAACUCUCUAGCGCCACCACUUGUCCAAACUUUCAAAAGAUUUAUGCUAAUAACGUUUGAACCGUAAGCCACACAACAAAAAUUCUUUUUUCCUCUGAUUCCUUGGCUUAUGCCGAGUCGAAUGGACACCAAAAUUCAAAAAUCGUAAGGUUUAGUUUUUUCGCUAUUCUCAAUUGUUCGUAAAACCUACUUUUUCGAACUCGUCCUAGGCCGUUGCACCGAUUGUCACAGAAAUUGAUCCAGAUCAUCUUCAGACCACGCUGGCAAAAAGUUAUGGAAUUCAAGUCGAUUCGUCCAGCCGUUCACGAAUAACACGCGAAAGAAUUCUACGAAAAGCUAGCAAAAAUCAAUGUGAGGCUAUAUCUCCGUAACAGUUUGGCAUAUUGACACCAAACUUGGUGUGUGUUAUAACAAGCAUGACCUGAGCCUACCUGCAGUGUUUCGGUGCAGUGCCCCCUAGUGGUCAGGAGAUACGAAAAAUGGCUAUUUUUCUUUAUAACGUCUGAAUGAUUUGUCCAAAAAUCACAAAACUGGUCUCUUUAGAUUCGGUGUGUCAUACCGAGUCGAACCAUAUCCAAUUUUCCCAUGUCAGCCAUUUUGGGUGUCGGCCAUUUUGAAUUUAGCUUUAAAAUGCUGUAUCUUGAGAACGGAUUAGCGUAUCGUUUCGACAUUAAUUACAAAAAUGUUCGGCACCAUGCCCUGAAUGUACAUAAAAAUUUUGGGGCCAGCGCCACCUUGUGGUCAAAAAUUAUGACGAAAUUUCAAAAAAUGCUAAUAACUUUUGCGUACAUUAGCCUAUUGAAAUGAAACUGAUUUUGAUAGAUUCCUUCGGUCAUGCUGAGAACACCGAUACCAAUUUUGCCAAUUUUGGCUGAACUUCCUGUCCGCCAUUUUGAUUCAUGUUAAAAACCUACUUUUUCGAACUCCUCCUAGACCGUUAGCCCAAUUUUCACCAAAUUUGACUCAGAUCGUCUUCAGACCAUGCUGACAAAAAGUUAUGGAUUUUGUGUCGAUACACGAAACCGUUUUCGUUUAGCGCAUCAACGAAUUUACUGGAAAGAUGCCAAAUUGCAUCCGAGUCUGUAUCUCUGCAAAGCUUUGACAUAUUGACACCAAAUUUUAUAUGUGCUAUUGUCACCACACUCUGACCAAGCCACAUCAAUUUGGUAACAGUGCCACCUAUGGGUCAGAAGUAAUACGCCAUUCACUAAACAUUAAUAAUGAAAUUUACAAAAAUGCUAAUAACUUCUGUUUACAUUAGCCUAUUGGAAUGAAACUGAUGCCAAUAGAUUCCUUGGGUCAAGUCGAGAACAUUGAUACCCAUUAUGCCGAAAUUGGCCAAACUUCCUGUCCGCCAUUUUGAUUAAUGUACAAAACCUACUUUUUCGAACUUCUCCCAGACUGUUAGUCCGAUCUUCACCAAAUUUGACUCAGAUCAUCUUCAGACUAUGCUGGCAAAAAGUUAUGAAUUUCGUGUCGAUAUACGAAACCGUUUUCGUUUAGCGCAUCAACAAAUUUGCUGGAAAGAUGCCAAACUACAUCUGAGGCUGUAUCUCUGCAAAGCUUUGACAUAAUGACGGCAAACUUUGUGUGUGUCAUUGUCAUUUCACACAGAACACGUCACAUCAAUUUGAAAACAGCACCACCUGUUGGUCAAAAGUGAUAAGCCAUUAAAUUUUAUUACGAUUGGUUGUAUUUAUGAUUUUUCAGCCAUUUCAACUGAUAUUAUCCUAAAAUGGCUUAAGUUACUCACUGUUGUAGUCGGUCUGCUGCUCCUUGCCGUGUUUAACUCCUCAUUCUGCCUCUUUUGUGCUUGGCCCCGCAAUUGCUGCUUGCAGCUAUAUUUUCAAUUGUGACUGUAUUACGACAAGUUUGUCCUUUGAAGGCACUGAUGAAAGCCAAGAUAGCAGCUGCAGUUGAGGGUGCAGGAGGAUUAUUUGUUGCAGAAAAAGCUGUUGAAACUGUGGUUGCAGGACGAGCAGCGGCUGGAGGUGCCAGAGCAGCAGCGGAUGCAGGUACGAUCACUGUAGGUGUUUUCGGAGCUGCAGCUCUUGCAGGAGCUGUUGGAGGAGGAAUCACUGGAUGGAAAGUGGCAGAAGACGCUGAUUCAGUGAAUGAUGCCAUGAAGGAGGCAGCAACCGCAUGCUAUGAGAAUGCAAAAACUGCAGUUGAGGAAAUACAAAAAUCUGUUGCACUUGCUUUGAAUACAAAAAUAUAAAUACAUUUUGACAAGAGUAGUUUUGUUUAUCUCAUGCUUCACUAACUAUAGCGUGAAAUCAAAGUUUACUUAGAUUCAUAUUUCAUAUUAGGUGAUAAAUAUUUGAUUUUUGGAUUUAGGCUUGAGAAUUAAAUUUCGGUUCAUUUCAAUGUUCACUUUCCUCUGGUAGCAUAUAGAUGGCCUGGGUUUCUUUUGAAGCCAUUAGUUCAAAUCGUUACCUGGAUCUUUGUCUUUUCUUCCUCAAGUUAACAGAGAUACUAAUAUGUGUGAAAUUGUCUCUAGUAUAUGUGUCAAAGUGUAUAUAAUUAUUGCUGUGUAGCAGAGGAUUUUAAAAAUGUUGUAAAAUAA